This is a messenger RNA of Hyposmocoma kahamanoa, 1177 nucleotides long. RefSeq names its product cyclin-dependent kinase 7 (gene Cdk7). The record is from RefSeq and is a predicted model, not a curated record. Gene Ontology annotation, cellular component: transcription factor TFIIK complex; cytoplasm; transcription factor TFIIH holo complex. Bases 1 to 1017 code for a protein of 338 amino acids. Gene Ontology annotation, biological process: positive regulation of transcription by RNA polymerase II; protein phosphorylation. The transcript is spliced from 7 exons. Lineage: Eukaryota; Metazoa; Arthropoda; Insecta; Lepidoptera; Cosmopterigidae. Gene Ontology annotation, molecular function: cyclin-dependent protein serine/threonine kinase activity; ATP binding; RNA polymerase II CTD heptapeptide repeat kinase activity.
AUGGAAGAGCCAAUUUUGCGAUAUGAAAAAAUCGACUUCCUAGGAGAAGGACAGUUUGCCACAGUAUAUAAAGCCCGAGAUGUUAAAACAGAAAAGAUAGUGGCAGUAAAAAAGAUUAAAAUUGGAUCAAGACUGGAAGCUCAAGAUGGUAUUAACAGGACUGCUCUUAGAGAGAUUAAGCUGCUACAGGAGUUGCAGCAUGUUAAUUUGAUAGGAUUAUUAGACGUUUUUGGACAAAAAUCAAAUGUGUCACUAGUGUUUGAUUUCAUGGACACUGAUUUAGAAAUAAUAGUUAAGGACAAUCACAUUGUACUUACACCUGCCAAUGUUAAGGCUUAUAUGAUUAUGACAUUAAAAGGCUUGGAAUACUUGCAUCAAAACUGGAUACUGCACAGAGAUCUAAAGCCAAACAACUUGCUCAUAAACAAGGAAGGAAUAUUGAAGAUUGGUGACUUCGGUCUGGCAAAGGCAUUUGGCUCUCCUACUAGGAUAAACACACAUCAAGUGGUCACCAGAUGGUACAGAUCACCGGAACUUCUAUUCGGCGCUCGACAAUACGGUACAGGUGUGGACAUGUGGGCCGUGGGCUGUAUAUUAGCUGAACUACUACUCCGUGUGCCUUUCCUGCCAGGCGAGACUGAUCUCGACCAGCUGUCUCGCAUCUUUCAGGUCUUUGGCACGCCUAAUGAAGAAAAUUGGCCCGGUCUAAAGAGUCUCUCAGACUACGUACAGUUCAAGCAGUUCCCGCCCCAACAGCUGCGGCACAUCUUCAGCGCGGCAUCAGACGACCUUAUCCAGCUGCUGGAGAGCCUGUUAGCGCUCUACCCGCCCAGCCGCUGCGAUUGCACGCAAGCCCUGCAGAUGCCUUACUUUAGUAAUAAACCAGCACCUACGGUAGGCAACAAGCUGCCGCUACCGACAAACAUCACAAAAGUCGAGCAAGAGAAACCCUCCCUGAAGAGGAAACUUCUGGAAAACAUUGAUGGAGGCACCCUUGCCAAAAGGCUGCAGUUUUGAUCACUUCCGAACUAUAUUAUAGUUGGACUCAUAUGUUACAGUGAGCACUCACUUUCAAAGGAUGCAAAGAAAGGGGCUGUUGCUUAUUUUACUUAUGUUACACCACACGCAAAAUAGGCGCUUUGUCGUCGAGUUGCGGAAACCAGCCCGUUGCACCAAG